This is a messenger RNA of Aedes albopictus (Asian tiger mosquito), 1776 nucleotides long. RefSeq names its product L-dopachrome tautomerase yellow-f-like. The record is from RefSeq and is a predicted model, not a curated record. Gene Ontology annotation, cellular component: extracellular region. The transcript is spliced from 5 exons. NCBI's taxonomy places the organism in Eukaryota, Metazoa, Arthropoda, Insecta, Diptera, Culicidae. Bases 372 to 1646 code for a protein of 424 amino acids.
CUGCAAUUAAUGGAUUUUACCUGUUCACCUGGGAAAAAGCACACAUAGUAUAGUACCUCUCCUCCUUAUACAACCGUCCCUUGCGCAUCAAGAGAGUCCUUAUAAUCUGCGAACGUAAAGAAGAAUCCGCUUAGUUCAGCGGGAGACGUCCGUCGAUUAACGAGUUUGCAAUCAAUUUCUGUGGCAACCGGUGUUUGAUUAGUUAGGGCGUCAUUAUUGCAAAAAAAACAGUGAGUGAGCUUCAUGAUAGUGUUAAAACGUGAUUAGUGUUUUUUGUUUGAAGAGGGCGUGUGCAUCAGUGUUUAUUUGUUGAGAUUGAACUGAAGAUCGGCGAUAGUCUUGUUUAGUUAUAUAAUUUCCCUUGAGAAACAAUGGCAAGACUGCCGGGCACAAUCAUCGUUUUGGUCUUAAUUCUCAAAUUGAUCAAUGGAGAAAAGUUUGAUCUCGUCUUCAAAUGGAAACAGCUAGAAUAUACUUCUACACAGGCUGAAUCCGGAGACAUAACUUUCACUGGACCGGUCAAAACGUCCAUUCGCACCAGUAACGAGUCCUUCGUCAGCUAUAAUAACAUCCCGAUGGGAGCUAGCCAUCAUAAAGGGCGUGUUUUUAUUGCCGUUCCUCGAAGGCGCCCCGGAAUACCGUCGACCUUGAACGUGAUCGAUAUCAACAAGCAAGGAGAUAACAAGAGUCCAAAGCUGACGGCCUAUCCGGAGUUACGCAUCAAUCAGCUGCAUAGCGACUAUCACGGUGAUCUAAAACGCUUGGUUUCCGUGUACCGAACAACCGUCGACGUAUGUCAGCGAUUGUGGUUUGUCGACACGGGAAUGCUCGAGUACCCAGACAACGCCAUGCAAGUUCAGCGUCCCCAACUGUGGAUAAUCGAUCUGACCCGCGACAGGAAAAUCCGAACCUUCGAGAUCCCUGAGUCCAUUGUCCAGCAGGGGGUGGGAAUGGCCAGUCUUGUCGUCGACGCAGAUGGCACCGAUUGCGAGAAGUCGUACGCCUACAUUCCGGACCUGGUGCAAGGGGCCAUCUACGUGUACAGCUUCGAAGCGAAUCGGAUGUGGUCCUUCCGGCACAGCUCGUUCCAGCACGAUCCCCAGCGAGCGGCCUUCAACGUGGCCGGUCAGCGUUUCAACUGGGACGAUGGUAUCUUCUCGAUAACCGUCGGCAAUCGGGAUCUGGCUACGCGGUCCAAACCGGUUUACUAUCACCCCAUGGUGAGCACGACGGAGUUUAUCACCUUCACGGAGGUCCUGCAGAAUGAGGCCCUAGCCACGAACGGAGGGUAUGAAAACCUUUUCCAGACGAUAGGCGAUCGUGGCCCGAAUGCCCAAUCGACCAUGCAUCAUUUCGACGGGGAGUCACAGGUUCUGUUCUAUGCCGAGGUGAAUCGAAAUUCGAUCGGUUGCUGGAAUACGCAGUCCAACUUCUCGGCCGAAAACCAUGACAUCAUCCAUCACGAUAACGAACGAAUGAUUUAUCCAACCGAUCUGAAUGCGGACGUCUCCGGAGCCAUCUGGGUGCUAUCGAACAACCUGCCGACGUGGAUCUAUUCGCGGCUCAACGUAAACCAGUUCAACUUCUACCUGUGGCGUCAGACCCCCCUGAUGGCCAUUCAAGGAACCAAGUGCCAGGUUGAGUGAAUAAGUGUGGUAAUGAGGAAUAUACGAAUAUGUGAUAAUUAGGUACUUAAAGUAUAAAAGACCACCUCUUAUGGAUGACUUUCAUAGGCGCCGCCAACGACAGUAUAGCUGUUAUGCUUUAUCUUCCUGA